AGAUCCCAACCCGCUUUCCCCCUCUUCUUCCCCACGCACGGAAAUCGCGGGCGGAUUUGGAGCUCAGCUCGAUUCGGAAGGAAGCUCUCGCGAGAUGGCGGAGGAGAAGAGCGCAUUGCAGUCGAUGAGGGGGUGGGUCGUCGAGCACAAGCUCCGGGCCGUCGGGGCGCUGUGGCUGAGUGGGAUCGUGGGCUCCAUCGCGUACAACUGGUCCAGGCCAGGCAUGAAGACCAGUGUCAAACUCAUCCACGCCAGGCUGCAUGCUCAGGCCCUAACCCUGGCUGCCUUGGGCGGGUCUGCACUGGUGGAGUACUAUGAUCAUCAGUCAGGAUCAGGAUCCAAAGUUCACCAGUACGCAAAGCAGUUUCUCUCAUCGGAUAGUAGCUCACAAAAAGAGUAGGCUUGGAUGUAGAGAGGGCAGCAAGUUACAAACCACCAGCUGGAAAGAUGUGAAAUGUUUUUAUGCUACUUUUUAGAGGAAAUAAUUUUCUAUCACAUUCUAUGGGAUGUUAACCAGACUCCGUUUUGUGCUGGGCUGCCUGUUUCUCUGUUAAAUGGAAACUGCUACUGAACAUGCAUUCGGAUGUAUGACAUUGUGGUGGACAGACAUGAAUGAAAUGUUUCCAUUUAGUUGGAGUGACAAAAA
Molecule: messenger RNA, 646 nt
Organism: Phragmites australis (common reed)
Lineage: Eukaryota; Viridiplantae; Streptophyta; Magnoliopsida; Poales; Poaceae
Exons: 3
Coding region: 95-400 (101 amino acids)
Biological process (GO): mitochondrial respiratory chain complex IV assembly
Cellular component (GO): mitochondrial inner membrane
Source: RefSeq, a predicted model, not a curated record